This is a messenger RNA of Limulus polyphemus (Atlantic horseshoe crab), 9053 nucleotides long. Its product is annotated as proto-oncogene tyrosine-protein kinase ROS-like. Gene Ontology annotation, cellular component: signaling receptor complex; membrane. Gene Ontology annotation, biological process: protein phosphorylation; multicellular organism development; regulation of TOR signaling. Gene Ontology annotation, molecular function: protein binding; ATP binding; transmembrane receptor protein tyrosine kinase activity. Bases 167 to 7807 code for a protein of 2546 amino acids. NCBI's taxonomy places the organism in Eukaryota, Metazoa, Arthropoda, Merostomata, Xiphosura, Limulidae. The transcript is spliced from 44 exons. The record is from RefSeq and is a predicted model, not a curated record.
UCUUUAGGUAACAGAAGACGAUGAUGUUGACGUAUCUUGCAAUGAAGACUGUAAAUUAAAACAGUGUCGUAUUGGGUGUCAAAGGUGGGCAGUUGCCAUCAAAACCUCUUGUCAAAAUGCUUGUAAUGGUACAGAUGUUACCAAAGGAAAGGUUCUUUACUGUUUUAUGGGGUGUAAUCUUGCAGUCACUGCAUAUAUAGAAAGUAUUAAAGUGAAAUUUGGAAUACCACCUGCACCAUACCUUGUGGCAUUUUCAAAAACGAAUGAAUCAGUGGUUAUCGAAUGGAAGCCAGCACCACUGGACAAUGUUUCCUACUUAGUCCAGUGGAAAUAUGAGUCUUUGCCAGGAGACUGGGAAUACUAUAAUCCAGAUAACAUAUUAAAAACUAACCAAGUUAUAAUUGAAGGCUUGCAUCCUUACACAAAGUAUAAGUUUCGAGUUGCAUGGAUUAUUCUUCCUCAGUAUGCUCCAAUUGUAUCACAUGAAAGUGUAGAGAUAUCAACACUACCUUAUGGUGUUCCAACAACAGCUCCUACCAUUACAAGUCUUGCAGCUCUUGGGCCAAGAAGAAUCUCUGUCAGCUGGGAACCUCCUCCUUUCUCUAAUGGGCCAAUAUUAUCUUAUGUUUUAUACCUUCAGGAAAUGCCAGAUGGAUACGAUCCAAUUAAGGAUGUAUCUGAAUCUGUUGGUGAUUUAUAUUACAUGUUCAACAAUCUUGUUCCUGAUAAAACCUACCAGGUUUCUAUUACAACCAGAAACAGCAUGGGAGAAGGACCCCCAGAUGUUAAGAAUGUUACAACUCCAUCAAUUCCUAGUCCAAUUGUGUUAAGUGCUACUCCAUACUUAGUGCUUUGGUCUCAACAGAAAGUUCUUCUACAAGGACUUGACUUCAUAGAAUCGUCAGAACUGUUGUAUCAGUCUAAGGACAAAUUCAACAAUAUUGUUGGAGUGGGGCUUCACGUAAAGAAAAAAAUUAUCUUUGUGUCGGACACAUCAGGAUCAGUUCACUCCUUUCUUCUAGAUCAGAAAGAUAAAGUUAAUACAGUAAUUCAUAACAGCACUUUCUAUCCUGGAUUAUUAUCAGUGGAUUGGCUAAAUGACUACCUAUACAUGGAGGAAAAAAGCCAGAUCAGUAGAUGUAAUUUGAAAGGAACAAUGUGCCAAGUAGUUGUGUCUGGAUUUAAAAACAAACCAUCAACUUUUCAUGUGGAUCCUUAUAAUGGCUUUCUUUAUUGGGCCUGGGAUGAAGAUUCAGAAACAAGGCUUUAUAGUCUUGACCUUGGAAGAAUUUCUAGUGAUGAUGUUCCUGCUGAUAGUGGACAUGUAAUCAUGAAGGGGACAUCUCUCACAGCCUUUGCUGUUGAUCACAAAAACUUUCAAUUGCUGGUCCCUGUGCCAGAAAAAAACACUGUUUUUACUGUAACUCUGGAUGGUGUAGACCAACAUGAUGUCAGAUUUAACUCCCAACAACCUGACUUCACACAAGUGAAAAGUUUAGUGACUUACAACAGAUUAUUUUAUUGGAUUAAGCAAGACAAAGUGUUCAAAGAAGAGUAUCAUUCCAGUGAGGAUAAAUAUUUCCACAUCACUUUUAAGCUGGACAAAACAGUGAAAGAAUUUUUAGGUGUUAAAAUCCUUCAUUCAGAUUACCAGCCUUUACCUGUUCCUGUAAAUCCUGUUGAGGAGGUUCAGGUUGUCUUCCAUACCAAAAUGGCUAAAAUUGCCUGGUCUAAACCACGAAGACCUGGUGGUUUUGGAAGUGGAGCCUGGCAGGAAUGGUGUUAUGAGGUUCAUUUGGAGGAUCAGAAGGCAGGGUUGACCAUUUACAGGAAGGAAAUAAAUGAAACAUCAUGUACUAUUGAGAAUUUACUGCCAAACACCUACUACUCUGUGAAAGUCAGGGCUUAUAAUAGGGGUGGUAAAGGACCUUGGUCAGAUCUGUUUGAUGGGAAGACACUAAGAGAAGGAAAUGAUCAAGAUGAUAUAUUUAUUCUUUGGAGUGGUAGAGAAGGCCUUGUGAAAACUAAUAUUAUUGGAGAUAACAUGAAACCACUGAUUAACAAGACAAGUUUGGGUGACAACUUUAUAACAGACAUCAGCUGGUAUAAUGGAUUGGUCUUCCUGAACACUAACAACAGCUGGGUGUUUAUGUAUAAUGUCUCUGAGACUGAGUCACUUACUCAUCUGCAGAAUGUUACUAAUGCUGCAAGCAUUACAAUUGAUUGGCUUGCUCCAAAGCUAUAUUGGUCUAGUCCUCAUCAGCAAAUGAUCUCCCGAUCCAACAUUGAUGGCUCCUAUCCUGAACACCUACAUUUGUAUACACUUGCUCAAGAGUUAGCUAUUGAUUCUGUUCGAGGGCAGUUGUAUUGGACUACAACACACACUAUAGAAUACUCAAGACUUAAUGGAUUUGAACAUCAUGUGUAUUUUGAAACAGAACCUUUUUCUGGGAAAGUAAUAGGCCUCAGCAUGGAUUUUGAUCGAGAUAAAGUGUAUUGGGUAAUUCGCAGCUUUGAAGGAUCAAUUCUCUAUGAAGCACCACUAGUGUCUGAGAAAAUGAUGGAACACAACAUAGUAAAGAAAGUAGGAGUGAUUCCUGAUUUAAACAUGCGUGGACCUUUGCAUUACCUUAGUGACCGUUUUUUCUGGCUUGGUGAAAAUGAAGGUGCACUAAUCAGUGACUUGAAUGGUCAGAAUUUAGCCAAACUUGAAAUACAGGAGUUGAAAACAAUUUGGACAUUAGCUGUGAUUAAUGGGUCAAAGAAAUCAAUACCAGGCGUCAAACAUCCCCAAAAACUUAAUGUUAGCCCAGACCAGAUUAAAGCAACAGAUAUUGGUAUCACUGGGACUUGGGAUGACUUCAGGAUCUUUUGGCCAGCUACUGUGCAUGUAAACUUUGGACAGGUCUUCUAUAACCUGAUUAUAAACAGUGGACAAGAAACCAUUGCAGUUGACACACAACAAAACUUCUUUAAACCUACUAAACAAUUUGCACCAUAUACACAAUUAAAUAUUGCUGUUCGUGCUUAUACCUAUUGGGCUUCAUCUAAACAGACUGUUGUUUCUCUGAAUACACCAAUGGCAGCUCCUUCAGCUCCUGAAAAUCCUCGUGUAUACAUCUCUCACCAUUCUUCUCCUCUCAAAAAUGAAAAUGAAAUUUUCAUUGAAGCAGAGUUUCGCUGGUCACCUCCUGCUAGCAAGAAUGGUGCUAUUGAAGAGUAUAACAUCAGUUGUUGGUUUAUGCAGGAUGGUCUUAGUUUGGCUGUGUGCAACAGAGUUUUUGUUCCAAGCACCCAGCAUCAUUAUCGACUAACGGGACUCUUACCAGAUACUUUGUAUUUUUUCCAGGUCAGUGCCAGGACAUCAGUAGGUGAAGGACCACCUUGUACAGCUGUUGAAGGAAAUACUUCAAAAGAAAACCCAGUGCCACAUUUAUUGUUAGCAGAGGAAGAUGCUAUGAAAAUAUCAGACAUUGACAGAAAAGAAGAGCGUAUUCUUUCAAACAAAGUUUCUCAACCUGUUGAUGCAGUAUACUUGGGACAGGAGCAUGCGAUCUAUUGGUUAGAAGAAAAUGGGGCUCUGAUGUCUUCUAGUAUGAAUGGCACAAAUACUAGACUGAUUCGCAAUUUACCACCAGGUGGUACAAGCAUGGUGCUAGAUUGGGUUGGUCGGUAUCUGUUUUGGUCAGAAAGUUCCUUGAAUGAACACCAAACUACAAUCUGGACAAUGGAUUUUAGUCGUUACAGUGAUCCAUAUCCUCUGGUCACAAAGUCUGCUGUGAUUGGUGGAAUGGAAGUGGAUCCGCUUUCUAGCACGCUCAUUUACACACUGCUGCACGACAACCACAUGGCUCAGCUCAUGGCUUGUGAUAUCAAUGGUAAAAAUGUUCGACCAUUUUUUAUGCAACGUUCUGACUCACAUUCUCUUAAGAAAAGACACAGUGUACAAGAUACUGAAGAAAAGUUUCAGAAAUGUAAUUGUUUUCACCAGCCUCAGGUUGGGAAGGCCAUUACAAUAGACUGGUCACAGAAGGACCAACCAGUAUUAUUGUGGGUAGAUGGCCAACAUGGAAAUAUCUGGUCAUCUGACAUGAUGGGAUGCAUUUGUCAACUACUUAUCAAUGCAAGCAGUAAUCUUCAUAUGCUAGGUCUUCCUCCAACCUCCAUCACUGCUGACAAAGAACGUAUCUACUGGUCAAAUUCAUCUAUGGGUCGUGUUUACAGCAUCAGUAAGAGUCAUAAUUUACAUGGAUGGGCAGCAUCAGCUCUAACAGCUUCAGUGUCUCCCCAUCACAUGACACAUAAAUCCUUGCUGAACAGCAAUGAAGUAGUUUAUGAAGAUGUGAAAGGAGUAAGAGGAAUACGAGCCAUUGGAGAACACCUACAGCCUUAUCCAGGUCGCAAGUGCCUUGUCCCUCCACUAUAUAGCAGAAAAGCUCAACUCCAGCAUCUUACCUCUUCAUCUUUAACAUUAUUUCUGCCACCAGAGGACCUUCCAUUAUCUUGUCGUAAGGUGUCUCUAGCAUCUGUGUUAUACACAGUGUAUUAUGGAGAAUCUGAUGGUAGCAAAUGCAAGGAAAACUUGAGAGAGUGCCAAACUGCUAAAACCUAUAACAACACAAUUACGAUCAAGAACCUCUCUCCAUUCACCAACUACACACUACGAGUAAGAAACAGUAACUACUACUCUCUAGGUCCUUCAGCUGCUGGUCCAGCUGUGAGCUUCCAGACUAAAGAAGGAGUUCCUUCACAACCACUUAAUGUUCAAGGAGAAACAAUUACUCCCAUGAGAAUUGACGUCUCCUGGAGUCCACCUAUCAUUCCAAAUGGUGACCCAAUAACCUAUGAAGUGAGAUUAAAAACAAAAAAAACGGAUCACUCACUUGUUUUUGCAAAAAAACAUUCCUCAAUUGGGGACAGGUUGAUGAUGUCUUUGUUUCCUCUGAAUGCAGACACUACAUAUUUUAUUGUGGUGAGAGCAUGCUCCUCUGGAGGGGACAGUGACAGUGAAGAAGUAGAAGUCUCCACAUUUCCACUUCCAAGUAACCUGUCCUUGGUUUCUGCUACUUCCAACUCUUUACUAGUACAGUGGCUUUCUCCCUAUCAAGGAGAAGUUAUACAACAUAGGCUGGAGUAUGUUAAUAGAGAUGAUGAAAGUGGAUACUGGAACCCAUUAGACAUUCAGACUACAGAAGUUUCCACAUAUUAUGACUUCAAACUGGUUUCUCUUCUACCCAAAGCAAAAUACCUGCUGCGCUUGAUUUUGCUCUAUAGAAACACCAAAAACACUACUUUUCUUUGGCCAGAGACUGGUUUUGAAUUUGAAACACUAGGAGACCAGCCCCUAGGACCUGGGCCUCCCUAUGUACGUGAUGUUGGACGAAGUGUUAACCAGGUUGUCUGGGAUGAAGUUUCUGCUAAUGGAGGAGAUUAUCUUUUGUAUGAACUGCAAGUCAGAUCUUGGUUUAAGGUUGAUGACAAUGAGACCACCUGGAGAACAGUUUAUAAUAACUCCAACAAUAUGUGGAUCGUUGAGGGAUUACCUGCAAAAGUAAAUUACAUUUUUAGAGUUCGAGCUAUCAACAACUAUGGUUCUAGUAAUUUCAGCACUGAAAGUAAAUCUUUCUUCCUACCAGAACCUAGUGCUUUAGCCACUCAAGAAGGUGAGGAAAUUGCAAUUAUUCUUGCUAGUUCGUUAUCUGCUGUCUUUCUCAUCAUACUGUUUCUUUGUGCAGCAGUUAUUCUUGUCCGUAAAAGAAGAGAAAAUGAUAAAAAGAUGCUUCAAGAGGCAGGACGACGAUUCCAAGACACAGAUCUGGAGCUAGCAACUCUCAGGGAGUUACCUCACCACAGUAACUUUGUGCACCAGACCAAUGCUCUUUAUGCCUUGGAAGACAUUCCAACUGAUGAGGAGCUGGCAAUACUACCCCAAAUUCGUAGGGAGCAGAUUGUACUUACAAAAUUUCUUGGAAGUGGCGCAUUUGGAGAGGUGUUUGAAGGAGUUGCUCAUGAUCUAGAGGGAGAGGGGUCAGUCCCAACUAAAGUUGCUAUUAAGACAUUACGGAAAGGUGCUACAGAUCAAGAAAAAGGAGAAUUCCUGAAAGAAGCCAAGUUAAUGAGUAACUUUAAACAUGAGCAUAUUCUUCAGCUUCUGGGGAUUUGUCUUGACAAUAAUCCAAAUUUUAUUAUCAUGGAGCUUAUGGAAGGAGGUGAUUUGCUGUCGUAUCUUCGCUCCAAUAGAAAUGCACAUCUUUUUGGAAGAAAUCCACUUACAAUGACUGACUUGUUAGGAAUUUGCAUUGAUGUUGCUAGAGGUUGUGUUUAUUUGGAAGAGAUGCACUUUGUUCACAGAGAUUUAGCUGCUAGAAACUGUCUGGUGUCAAGCCAUGAUCCACUUUACCGUCAUGUCAAGAUUGGAGAUUUUGGUUUAGCUCGAGAUAUUUAUAAAAAUGAUUACUAUCGUAAAGAAGGGGAAGGUUUACUUCCUGUUCGCUGGAUGGCACCAGAAUCAUUAGUGGAUGGGGUUUUCACUAAUCAGUCAGAUGUUUGGGCCUUUGGUGUCUUAUUAUGGGAAGUCUUAACCUUGGGUCAACAACCUUACCCAGCACGUACAAAUCUAGAGGUGCUACAUUAUGUCAGAAACAGAGGUCGCCUUGAUCGACCAGAUAAUUGUCAUGAAGAUUUACACCAACUAAUGCUAUGGUGUUGGAGCUAUGAUCCAUCAGGUAGGCCUAACUUUGGAGAGUGUCUCCAAGUUCUGACAGAUCUCCAGAAUAAGGGAGAUGAAACAACAGCAGCAGUGAACACAGUUCACAACCAUCAUUACAUGGCUCAGAAUUUUAACACAGGUGCCUUUGACAACCUAGCAUACCGUCAAGAUGAACGUCAACCUGAGAUACAAGGAACUCCCUGUCCCCCUCAUGAGUGUGGAGAAAAUCAUCAUUUGGGAUCUGCCAGUUCAGUGGAACAGCCACUGUUAGUGGUAAAACAUCCUUCUUCUGAUAUUGAUUACACGAAUGGAGAAGUGCAAGAAGCAGAUUCCUUUACAACCCCUAACAGAGUAAUAGAAACUCAGCCUUGUUCAUCUGGACCAACAGCUGACAGCAAUAAAGCUAAAUACCUGGAUCUUCUAGCAGACAGUGUUUCUUUAACUGACCACGAUGGAUAUGAAAUACCAAUACGAGCUCAUAUGACUGUUUCAAAGCCAUUAAACUAUGCUGAUCUGGUAACCAAAAGAUCACCUUUAACAGUUAAUGACAAAAGAACCAAAGCAAAAACCCAGCAGAAUGCCUCUCUCUCUAAUAGCUCACCACCCCCUCUAUAUGCUCAGGUCUUUCCUCAAUCUCGGCGAAAGAAAAAAUCUUUGACAGAUAAAAAUUCUGUAAAUGUGGAUUCUGAACCAAUACAGGAAGUGCUUCAUAAAAACAAACUCAAGCCAGUGAAAAAGAAUGGUCUAGUGCCCUCACCUUGUAUCUCAGUGGUCAACUGUGACCCUCAUCAGUUACCAUCUAGUCCAACUGAGCUUUUAACAGACACUGAAGAAGCUGUAAUGGUUGAAGCAUGUAACCCAGCAUUUUUGAACCAGUUAUGUAUUCCAGAUAAGAAACUGGGUGUUCAUAAUAGUACAGAUUGUCUCAGCAUUAGUCCAGCUACUACUGACCAGUGGUCAUUGUCCACAACUUCCACAGCAGCUUUGCAGAGUAGCUCAAACUCAACACCAGAGAGUAAACGAAACAGUGGCCUCUCUUCCUUAUCAGCAGUGUCUGGUGUGGAACUUGACUUUAUACCCAAAUCCUCCUGGUGUUAAACAUGAUUUUGAAAGUUGGGAUGUCUGUCAGUGUGAAAGUGAUCAAACAUUCUAUAAUUGGUAGCUAAAAUAGACUUAUGAAAUUUUAAGUGCGCCUUACAUUUAAGAUAACUUGAGGUAUCAUAUACUUUGAAAUGUUACAACAUGAAGACUACAGUCUUUUAUUUUGUCCCAAGUAAAGAAAUAGAUUGUUUGAGAAAUUUUUUUUAUAUAGAUUGUGCCAGUAAAAUGUUCAGUUAUAAGAAUAUUUUAGUAAAGGAAAACAUCAAAGAAAAUCCAUGAAUUUAUAAUAUUGGUUUUAUUUAAUUAAUAUCUACCACUUUUUCUGAGAAGUCUUAUCUACUGCUGUAUUUAACUAUUGGUAAUUGUUUCUGCUUUUUUUGAAUUCACAUCCACAAAACAUGCAAGCCAUUUUCCAUGUAACAAAAAACAUUCAUGCCAAAGUUGUUGUUUUUCUGCAAGUGUACUCAAGUGGUGAAAAAGUGCUUUGUUUUCUAGUAAAUUUGCUUUUUCAGUGUAUAUUAAACUAUCAAACCUCUUUCAGGCUUAUUUUAACUGAAUCAUGGUUAAUGUUUCUUUUUUUAUAUAUUCAUGAAAAGAUUAUAUAUCACAUUUGUUGUUUGUCACAUUUUUGUAAGAGUUUUUCCAAAACAGAGGUACAAAUAUUGUAUGUAAAGUGUAAAUAUUCAUAAUUUGAUUGAUGUUUAAAGGAUUUUUAAUAUUUUUAUUGUAAGGUUGUAAAAUAAUAAAUCAUAGAUAUAGUAUUAAAUAUAGUAUUAGAUAUAUUUUUGUAAAGACUAAAACUUUUUUAAGCAUUGUACAUAUACUUUUUAAAGUAACUAGUUUAAUAUUUUGUAAUAAACCAACCUUUAUGAAUGUUAAUUAGACUGAGAGGAGAAAAAAUGUAACCAAGUUUUUCUGGACUUCUUGGAUUUCAAUAUAUAAAUACGUGAAUUUGAUUCUGAAAAAAGAAAUAUCAUUAGAUUUGUAGCUUUUAUAUGAAAUGUAGGAUAACAUUUUCUUAAUGAGUGUAUUUUAAAAUUUCUGAAAACAUAAGUUUAUAAGUUUCUUGAAAACUAGAAUAAUUGUGUUAGAAUAAAAUUAUUUUUAUUUUUAACUUUUUCUAAAUAGCAUUGGAUAUUUAUAAAAUUACCUCAUUGAUUUUACAUUGUUAUAUAACUGAACAUUAAGAAAAAAAUUUAAUGUUUUUAUCACUACUAAGUUGUAGAGAUAUUAAAGCACUUUU